AUGUUAAGACUCGUGGCCCACUGGACGAAGGCGGCCUAUUCCCUGAAAGACAAGGCUGGCAUCAGCAGAAGCCUCCCACUAACGGCUGGAAAGCUUGAAAGCCAACAACCUGUACCUCCAAAGCAGGAGUCGCCUUCUACACUGCUGAAUUGGAUCUCCAUAUCCCCAAUGGAUGGGAAGUACCGCUAUCUUUCACCUUCAAGAAGACAAAGUCAGAUGAAAAAUUCCGUGCUCAGUUGUACGUCAAUGGAUACCAGUUCGGUAAAUACAUCAACAAUGUUGGUUCCCAAGUGGAUUUCUCAGUUCCUCAGAGAAUUUUGA
Pseudogymnoascus destructans is the source of this 321-nucleotide messenger RNA. RefSeq lists its product as uncharacterized. The transcript has a single exon. NCBI's taxonomy places the organism in Eukaryota, Fungi, Ascomycota, Leotiomycetes, Thelebolales, Thelebolaceae. The record is from RefSeq and is a predicted model, not a curated record. Bases 1 to 321 code for a protein of 106 amino acids.